AUGCUCUUCUCCGUGUCCUCGGUCCUCCUCCUCGCCCUCUCCACGGCCAACGCCGCCCUGACCUACAAGGGCGCCGACUGGUCCUCGGUCACCAUCGAGGAGAAGGCCGGCAUCUCGUACAAGAACUCGGCCGGCGCCUCCCAGUCCCUCGAGGUCAUCCUCAAGAACGCCGGCGUCAACUCGGUCCGCCAGCGCGUCUGGGUCAACCCCUCCAACGGCGACUACAACCUCGACUACAACCUCGCCCUCGCCAAGCGCGCAAAGGCACAGGGCCUCUCCGUCUACCUCACCCUGCACUUCAGCGACACCUGGGCCGACCCGAGCAAGCAGGGCAUCCCGUCCGGCUGGCCCUCCGACAUUGAGAACCUCAGCUGGCGGCUGUACAACUACACGCUCGAGGUCAGCAACGCGUUCCAGAAGGCCGGCACGCCGCCCGCCAUCAUCAGCAUCGGCAACGAGAUCCGCGCGGGGCUGCUCUUCAACACGGGCCGCACGUCCAACUACUACAACGUCGCGCGGCUGCUCAACUCGGCGGCGUACGGCAUCAAGGACUCGACCCUCAGCCCCAAGCCCAGGAUCAUGAUCCACCUCGACAACGGCUGGGACUGGAACACCCAGAACAGCUGGUACACCAACGUGCUCGCCCAGAACGUCCUCAAGGCCUCCGACUUCGACAUGAUGGGCGUCUCGUACUACCCCUUCUACGGCAGCGGCGCCACCCUGUCGGCGCUCAAGACGAGCCUGACCAACAUGGCCAACGCCUGGGGCAAGGAGAUCGUCGUCGCCGAGACAAACUGGCCCACCUCGUGCCCGAGCCCGGCCUACGCCUUCCCGAGCGACCUGAAGGACAUUCCCUUCUCCGCGGCCGGCCAGGCGACCUUUAUUAAGAGGGUUGCCGAUGUCGUGGCCGGGGUGAAGAACGGCAAGGGCCUGUACUACUGGGAGCCCGCAUGGAUGAACAACCAGGCCCUGGGAUCGAGUUGCCCGUCGAACACGUUGUUCUCCUGGCCCGGCACCGCGCUGUCGAGCUUGGAUGUCUUCAAGAGCAUCUGA
This is a messenger RNA of Colletotrichum karsti, 1053 nucleotides long. RefSeq names its product glycosyl hydrolase family 53. The record is from RefSeq and is a predicted model, not a curated record. The transcript has 2 exons. Bases 1 to 1053 code for a protein of 350 amino acids. Gene Ontology annotation, molecular function: glucosidase activity. Lineage: Eukaryota; Fungi; Ascomycota; Sordariomycetes; Glomerellales; Glomerellaceae. Gene Ontology annotation, biological process: pectin catabolic process.